AUGGAGAUGGCCACCGCCUCUUCUGCUCAAGGGGAUGACAAGUAUGCGGCACCAAGCAGGAAUCAAAAGCGUGCGAAAAUUGGUGUUGGGCAUCUAAUUGUUAGUGGCACAGGCUUUUCUCGUAAGCAUAGUUUUUGUAUUGAGGAUUCUGUUGACAAGGCCGAGAAGACCAGCCUCGAGGGGUCUCCAAGAUCUCCCUAA
Molecule: messenger RNA, 201 nt
Organism: Prunus armeniaca (apricot)
Lineage: Eukaryota; Viridiplantae; Streptophyta; Magnoliopsida; Rosales; Rosaceae
Source: the annotation of a GenBank genome assembly